GUGGCUGAGAUUCCACCUCCACCCACCGCCGUUCCUCUGACAAUGAGAGGACUGUUUCCCCCGCCGGCUAACGCCACGCCUUAGCGGCCGCGAGGAAACAGCUGGGAGGAAACAGACAGACGGUAGAGUCCCAUCGCCCUGGAGGAUCGUCUGUCCUGGAGGAACCUCCUGAGGGAGAACCGUGGUCCGAGGACUCUGGUUCUGCGCUGAGGAUGUGACCCGGAUCGGUCGCCAUGUCCUGGUACGACAUCGCUAUCAAGAAGCUGGGCUUCCCCUCCGUGGAGCUGUUUGUGAAGGCAGGAAGUGACGGCGAGAGCAUCGGCAACUGUCCCUUCUCCCAGAGACUCUUCAUGAUCCUGUGGCUGAAGGGCGUCAUCUUCAACGUCACCACCGUCGACCUGAAGCGGAAGCCGGCGGACCUGCAGGAUCUCGCCCCGGGGACUCACCCUCCAUUCAUGACCUUCAACGGGGAGGUCAAGGUCGACGUGAACAAGAUCGAGGAGUUCCUGGAGGAGAAGCUGGUCCCACCGCGAUACCCAAAACUGGCUCCUAAACACCGUGAAGCCAACACGGCCGGGAACGACGUGUUCGCCAAGUUCUCCGCUUACAUCAAAAACCCAAGAAAAGACACUAAUGAGGCCUUAGAGAAAGCCUUGCUGAAGUCUCUCCAGCGCCUCGACGACUUCCUGCGGACGCCGCUGCCGGAGGAGAUCGACGCCGACGCGUCGGGAGAACCGCCCGAGUCCUGCAGGAGUUUCCUGGACGGACCGGAGCUCACGCUGGCCGACUGCAACCUGCUGCCCAAACUGCACAUCCUGAAGGUCGUCGCUAAGAAGUACCGCGGCUUCGAGAUCCCGGCCAGCAUGACGGGCGUGUGGCGCUACCUGGACGGCGCCUACCGGAGGGAGGAGUUCUCCAGCACCUGCCCCGCCCAGAAGGAGCUGGAGUUCGCCUACCUGGACGUGGCCCGGCGGAUCAAGUGAUGGACGCGGGUGCUAGCGCCCCCCGCUGGGUGUUCCUGGAACCAGCAGCUCCAUCAAGGACACUAGAUCUACCGUUAGAUCCAGUAAAACAUAGCGUCUGCAGGAGUGUGUGUGUGUGUGUGGGGUGUGUGUGAUUCUGUGUGUGUGUGUUGCGCUCACUGGCUGGGCUGCGUUUCUCGUUUUAAAAACCGUUAAUUAGGAGGCUGCUUGCUACGACGGAGUAUUAGGGCCAAACUAAGACAAAAAAAAAUUGGAAAUUACGAGAAUAAAGUCGUAAAAUUACGACUUUAUUCUCAUAAUUUCCUAAUUUUUCUUUGUCUUAGUUUGGCCCUAAUACUCCGUCGUAGCUUGCAGAGUUCCUUCCUGACUUUCUCUUCCUUCUUGUUUAUCGUUUUUCUGUAGCAGGAGAAGUUUUUCUGCAAAACUCACGAUUAAAAGCUC
Molecule: messenger RNA, 1424 nt
Organism: Cololabis saira (Pacific saury)
Lineage: Eukaryota; Metazoa; Chordata; Actinopteri; Beloniformes; Belonidae
Product: chloride intracellular channel protein 4
Exons: 6
Coding region: 234-983 (249 amino acids)
Source: RefSeq, a predicted model, not a curated record